CGACGCUGCAGGCGCUCCCUCUUUCGGAGCUGACGCGCCCCCCAACUUCCGCUUCCGCCUUUGUUUUUCUGCUCGCGCACGCGCAACGCCUCCGCGCCGCCCCGAGUCCUGCUUGGAGGCGAGCCUUGCGCUUGCACACUAACUCUGAGCGUUCAUUGGGCUGCUGAGUCCAUUAGGACUAACCAAUGAACAGCCCGGACGAUAGCUCUAUCCAAUGAGAGUUAAGCGGAGGCGGGCCCCACGGCUUGGUCGCUAGGAGGUGGAAGCGUGUUAACCAGGGAAGGGAUGUGUCUCCUGCUGGGCGCUGCUGGGGUCGGGAAGACCCUGCUGGUGAAACGCCUUCAGAAUAUCCUUGCGCGCCGACCCCUUGACGGCCCGUACAGCUGAGCUCCGGAGAUGGCAAAGGCGACCUGGGAGAGCCUCCACCGACGCGACCCACGGUGGGCACCAACCUUACAGACAUUGUGGCCCACAGGAAGAUCACCAUCCGAGAGCUCGGGGGAUGCAUGAGCCCUAUCUGGUCCAGUUACUAUGGAAACUGCCAUUCGCUCUUGUAUAUGAUGGAUGCCUCUAACCCCACCCAGCUCUCUGCAUCCUGCAUGCAGCUCUUGGGUCUCCUUUCUGCAGAAGAACUUGCAAAAGCCUCGGUCCUCAUACUCUUCAAUAAAAUUGACCUACCCUGUUACAUGACCAUGGAGGAAAUAAAGUCAUUGAUCAGGCUUCCAGACAUCAUUGCUCGUGCCAAGCAGAACAUCACCACAGUAGAAAUAAGUGCCAGCACAGGCGCGGGCUUGGCAACAGUGUUGCUCUGGCUCCAGAAUCAACACAGAAUCAAUCCCAGCAGUUGACUGCAAGAUGGAAGACGCAUGAGAGAGCCUGAGGUGUAUCUGUAAGUGAUAGGGGUCUGCGCAGUGACUGGUGAACAAGCACACACUUACGAACACCAAUGUCAUCUCACUUCUCAACAAUGUUCCCAAGACAGGACAGGCUGCAGGUGUCUUCUUCCUGUCUGCUGGGACUCCUAGCAAGAAACUGGACCUGCUGAGGGUUUUGGACUGCAUGGAGACCAGGUCAUUUCUGUAGUACAGGCUCUUCCUGCCUGCUGGGACUCCCAGCAAGAAACUGGACCUGCUGAGGGCUCUGGACUGCACAGAACCCAGGUCAUUUCUGUAGUACAGGCUCUGCCCUUCUGAGUUCCUGAUAUCCUGACCAUGUUGCCCAGAAAAAAAAUAUAAAUUUAAUGAAGUUAAUAAGAAUUGGUGGGGGGGCUGGUGAGAUGGCUCAGCUGAUAAGUUGCUGAGUUGAAAUCCCAGAAACCACGUGGUGGUUCACAA
Molecule: messenger RNA, 1334 nt
Organism: Mastomys coucha (southern multimammate mouse)
Lineage: Eukaryota; Metazoa; Chordata; Mammalia; Rodentia; Muridae
Gene: Arl16
Product: ADP ribosylation factor like GTPase 16
Exons: 5
Coding region: 507-848 (113 amino acids)
Molecular function (GO): GTPase activity; GTP binding
Source: RefSeq, a predicted model, not a curated record